UUGGUUCCAUUCCCUCCCCUUUUUUCAUCGCCCGCAUAAAAAUUCAACAGCACCAUGCUUUUCAGAAUGAGUUUGUCAGAUAGAAUCAGAGCCCGAGUAAUUCAGAGCCACAGUUAUUCAGAGCUCGAGUUACCGCCUUUCCCUCUUGGGAAAAUAACCAUUCCUACUGCUAGUUGACGUACGCGAGCCAUCCCUUCUGAUAGCAAUCCCCUAGCAGCAACAACUCGUCUUUGAUUUUUCCGUCUUUCCGUAUGAUGCGAUGGAGCGCCGCGCAUCAAUUCUCGUCUGCAUCUUGCUUUGUGCGACGCUCUUUAAGUUCACUGCCUGCGGUGCGUCUCCUGCAUCAUUCCUCGCACCUUUUCUCCUACGCGUUGACGGUGGCGCAUCUGCCGCCGCUUCUGCCGCUCAGGCCAGGCCUCUGGCUUGGAACGGGAAGACAGUGCCGUGUUCCCUCAUAAUCCCCUUUUAGUGAAAUACGUUGUCAAGUUGCGGCCUACCAAGCGCAAUGGAAAGGUCGUUGGCGACAAAGGUGCAUCGGGGUCAUUAGUCCUGAAGCUGGUGAGGUACUCUUCAACGUCCUUCGCUGAGGUCUCCCGGUUUCGGAUCCUGAACGUUAAAUCUGGGUCAGAGCCCCUCAUUGGUACGGCGCGCACCUGCCUGACCGCCACCCCUGCUGCGUUUACAUCUCCCUUUGUGAACGCCACGAGCGACAAGGGUGCACGGCGCAAGCGCUACAGCUUCUUCUACGACUCGUCGGCUGGAGGAAUGCCGUCUGAGGCGAACGGGCGAACCGAUAUUGAGCACUUUCUUGGGCUGGACGCUGGGGACAGAUACGUGGUUGUGGGGCAUCCGGAUAACAUGUUGGCACUGUGUGGGAAGUCGGUCAGAAAAGUGAAUGUGAAGUCAUAGGUGCGUCAGUUGGUACGGCGGGCUCCUGCUCGGCCGCCACCCCCGCUGCAUUUGCAGCUCGCUUUGUGAACACCAUGAGUGACAAGGGCGCCCGGCGCAAGCGCUACUGCUGCUGCUACUCGUCGUCGAGGGGCAUGCUGUCUCAGGCGAACGGCCGCACCAAGAUGAGCACUUCCUUCGUUGGUAUGACGCUGGGGACUGAGGCAGCGUUGUGGGCGUUCCGAGUAACCUGUUUGCCCAUUGUGGGAAGUCGAUAAGAACAAUUAAUGUGAGAGAGGUAGCCGCUGUGUAUGUCGCUUGGUGGGAGGUGUCAAACAUAUCUUUGUAUGUUGUUAUAGACUCUACAGGGUUGUGCCUUAAGGAGUACAACCCACUAGGUUAUAUUCCCUUGUAUGUCAUCGUUGUUGGAAAUAUCUCGAGGACUUGAG
Messenger RNA from Closterium sp. NIES-67, 1337 nucleotides. Lineage: Eukaryota; Viridiplantae; Streptophyta; Zygnematophyceae; Desmidiales; Closteriaceae. The record is from the annotation of a GenBank genome assembly.